Molecule: messenger RNA, 748 nt
Organism: Hevea brasiliensis (rubber tree)
Lineage: Eukaryota; Viridiplantae; Streptophyta; Magnoliopsida; Malpighiales; Euphorbiaceae
Product: EG45-like domain containing protein
Exons: 3
Coding region: 82-522 (146 amino acids)
Source: RefSeq, a predicted model, not a curated record
AAAUAUUCAUUUAUUCUUUCUAUAAAAUAAAAAUGCGUUCAGUCAUCACGUUUGCCGAAAGUUUUUGAAAAACAAGCAAACAUGCCCUUGAGAAUCCCAUCUCGUCUCCUUCCAUGGCAGCCUCUCUUCCUCUUCUUAUUAGUAAUCUCAUGGCUUCUCUCUUCUUCUCAUGGUGACGUUGGCACUGCUGCCCAUUACAGUCCACCAUAUUUACCCACCGCCUGCUACGGCAACGAUGCAUCGCAGUUUCCUUCCAAUAAUUUAUUUGCGGCGGCCGGCAAUGGAAUAUGGGACAAUGGGGCAGCCUGUGGGAGAGAGUAUUUGGUCAGAUGCAUUAGUGCCACGGUUGCCGGUUCUUGCCAACCCGGUCAAACGAUUCAAGUCAAGAUCGUUGAUUAUGCUCUUUCAACACCUACUCCGCCGUCGGCUAGCGGAAAGACCAUUGUCUUGUCGGAAACUGCCUUUGGGAGAAUCGCCAAUCCAUCGGCUACUUCUAUCAAUAUAGAAUUUCAACAGGUAUGAUAGAGAGGAAGGAUCAGAUGAAUGGAGGUGAGCGGAAGGGAAGAGGAAGGAAGGAAAGAGUUUCAUAAUUAAUUAAUUAAUUUUUGUGUAAUGUAUUAGUAAAAAUUUUGUUUCUAGAUUGAUAGUGAAAUUUGAAAAGAUUUGUCACAUCAAUAUUCUGGUAUAGUUUGGUAUAAAGUUUCGUAAUAAUAAAAAAAAUUGUGUUUAUUAAAGAAUGUUAUUUUAA